CAGCUUUGUUUUUACAAACAUGCAAUUUUAAGCACGACAACAACCUCAAUUGAAUUUUAGUCUCUUCUUCAAUCAGAAUCCGACAAGCAAGAAGAAGAAAAUAGCAAAGGCGAAUCAAGCAGUGCUCAUAUAAAAACUAGGAUACAUAAAUUUUAGGUGAUGGCAAAACCUCAUGAACUCAAACCAUUCUAUGCAACACUUCUUGACACAUGUUCUUCCACAAAACACUUAAAAAACCUCAAAACAAUUCACGCACGCACAAUCAAAUUUAACAUUUCACACAAUGAUUUCAUUAGAACCAAACUUGUUUCUUCUUAUGCUUCAUGUGCUCAAUUACACCAAGCAAAUAUCAUUUUUUCAUUCACAAAUCGCAAACCCACUUUUCUAUUCAAUUCUCUUAUUAGAGCUUAUGCAUCUCUCAAUAUGUUCUCUCAUUCUUUAUCACUCUUUAGGCAAAUGAGUUUUUGUUAUAAGCCUUUUGAUUGUCAUACAUUGCCUGUGGUGUUAAAAUCUUGUGCCUCGUUAUCGGCUUUAAGGCUUGGGCAACAGGUUCAUGGAGCUGUUUUGGUAAAUGGGUUUGGAUUCAAUUUGAGAAAUUUGAAUGCUUUGAUACAUAUGUAUGCUAAAUGUGGGUGUUUAGUUUUUGCACGUAAAGUGUUUGAUGGAAUGUGUGAAAGGAAUGAGAUUACUUGGUCAACAAUGAUUGGGGGUUAUGGAAUGCAUGGUAGGUUUGAAGAAGUUUUUCAGAUGUUUAAUAGAAUGAUGGAAGUAGGAGAGAGGCCGGAUGGUGUGACUUUUACGGUUGUUUUGACUGCGUGUAGUCAUGGUGGUUUUGUAGAGAAAGGGAGGGAAAUUUUUGAGAUGAUGAAGGUGAGGUUCGGGGUGAAACCGGAGCUGAGGCAUUAUACAUGUAUGGUGGAUAUGUUGGGGAGGGUUGGUUUGGUGGAAGAAGCAGAGAAGUUGAUUUUGAAAAUGGAUGUUGAGCCUGAUGAAGCUGUGUGGGGUGCCCUAUUGGGGGCUUGUAAAACUCAUGGGAAGGUUGAUGUGGCUGAGAGAGUUGAAGAGAGGGUUAAUUGGACAGAACUGACUGUUGUUGCAUCCUCAAUUUGAAAUUGAUAUAUAUUUUCUCAUAACAAGACAUGGUUCUUCAUUCUUUUAUAUCACUACUAGUAAUCUUAGUAUAUGGGACCUAUCCCAUCAAGGGUGCUAGAAAACCAGUUGGUAUAAGGUUCAAUUUUCCUCUAAAUGUAAAUGAGAUUUUGGUGUAUAACAUUUUUCUUUCACAAUUGUAUCAUUUAUUUAAAUUAUUUAAUUUAUAAUUUUUGGAUAUUGCAUAUCGCUUCUGCUGUUUCGUUCUCUUUUAAUUAUGUGUGCAGGAUUUCAUCGGCUAGCCUAUAUUGUCGGAUUAGUUUGUCAGAAGCAGAGCUGUUUGUGAGCAAACGUCUUGUCUUAAUACCCUGUUUUGGUUGCAUCUCAUAAGGUUAUUGCCCGGCUGUCUUGGGACGGAAGUGAUUUUGCUUCUGAAGCCUGAGCUUUAUUAAGUGGCUUGACGCGAGAUCCUAAGACACGAUAUUGUUGACAAGUUUUCUGCUAACUGUGUUGUUGCUGCGUUGAGCUUUUGUGUGGCUUAUUAGCUUGGUUGCCUGGCUGUAUUGUUUUCUAAACCCUGCUGGCAGUGCUUUCUUUUAGUUUGGGCCUUUUGUAUUGGUCAGAUGUAGGUACUGGUUGUAUUGGCUGCCAUUUGAGUAAUGCUUUUGAUCAUUGCUGCAAGGGAGGUAUAUAACUCUAUGUAAUGAAUUCUUUGUAUCAGACAUCUUUUGGUGUUGUGAAUUAGCACACCUUGUGCCUAAUUCACCCUUUAAUAC
Trifolium pratense (red clover) is the source of this 1865-nucleotide messenger RNA. Its product is annotated as pentatricopeptide repeat-containing protein At1g03540-like. Gene Ontology annotation, biological process: RNA modification. Bases 160 to 1110 code for a protein of 316 amino acids. NCBI's taxonomy places the organism in Eukaryota, Viridiplantae, Streptophyta, Magnoliopsida, Fabales, Fabaceae. The record is from RefSeq and is a predicted model, not a curated record. Gene Ontology annotation, molecular function: protein binding; RNA binding. The transcript has a single exon.